Molecule: messenger RNA, 2811 nt
Organism: Symbiodinium sp. CCMP2456
Lineage: Eukaryota; Dinophyceae; Suessiales; Symbiodiniaceae
Source: the annotation of a GenBank genome assembly
AUGUUUGAUGAAGAGCCUUUUUGCAGCACAGAGUUUUUCACGAUUUACCCGAACCAGUUUGACAUCGACGGCUUUUCAAAAGGGUUGGUGGAAGCGGCAACGCGAACCUCCGCCUGGGUGAUCACAGGUGGGACUGCCAGCGGAGUAAUGGAGAUCGUUGGCAAGGCUAUACGGAAGCACGACAAGGAACGCAAGGUACCAUGCCUGGGCAUCACCCCCUACGGCGCUCUGACACGAGGCAGUCGCCCUGCAAAUCCGAGGAAGAUGGAUGCUGCAGAGGCGAAGCCAGAAGGGACAGCAGUCGACGAUAGGCCGCUGGCAGCCCUUCAAGAAAACCAUUCGCACUUCAUCAUCUGCGACAAUGGUCAGGUUGGCAGCCAGACGUUUGGGACGGAGAUUUCUUUCCGGACGCGCUUCGAGGAUCAUGUUGCAAAGGGCGACUUCAAUGACGUCGAGGGGAGCUUGCAGGUUCGCGUGCCGCGUGUGAUGAUCCUUCUGAAUGGUGGCAAGAUCUCGCUGGAGUCGCUGGUCCAGGCUGCCUUAGCGAUUUCCACCGCAUUGCUGCUGUUGAGCUCGUGUUCGUUUGUCGCUAUUCAAACUGGCUGUCCGUUGGUGGUGUGCCGUGGAACUGGACGCCUCGCCGACGUCAUUUGCCGUGUCUUGGAAGAGCCCUGCAGUGUGGACGACGAAGACGAGAACUCCUUCCGAAGUCACUUCCAAGAAACCUUGCAUGAGGCCGUCAAGGAGUUCAUGCCGCAGGACACCUUGACGACACAAGACAUCGAGCAUUUCGAAGCCAUCGUGCAGAGUGACAUGGUGGUGAUCUACUCUAUCAACGACCGCUUCGAAGAAGUGGUUCUGCAGGCGGUCUUGGGCCACGCCGGCUCUGCUCCAACAACCUCUUCCAGAGAUCUCGAGGCCCCAAGCGCGGUCGCUGUGGGGCAACAGCUGGCCUUGGCUGUGCAGUGGGGCUGUUCCAACUACUAUGGCCACCUGGGGCAAAGGCUUAUGGAAAGCGGCGAUCCGAAUGGGGCCAUCAAGCUGAUCUUCAAGGAGCUGGUGGCUUUUAACUCUGGUAUGACGCCCGUGACGGUGGUGCGCAGCGUGCGCGAGAAUGCCGGCAUGCUGGUGGCGUGGCUUCUUCAGAACUAUCUGAAGCAGAUGGAUCAGUUCGUUGUGAACAAGGAGACUUUAGGCAUCGAUAUCCACUGGAGCCACGUGGCGCAGGAAUCCUGGAGGUCUCUCGAAGGACUGCUCGUCUGGUCCAUUGAGCAAGAGGCUCCAUGCUCUGUGCUGGAGAUCAUCUGGUCCUACAUGGAGGACCCUGUCCAUGCAGCUCUGAUCGCUGCCUCCGCUUGCCGAGACACUGCAGAGAGGGAACACAGCUCGGCUUCCUACCAGGACGGCUUGGCCAAGAAGGAGUUGGAGGACUCGGCGGACCGCUUUGAGAAACUUGCCAUCCUUGUCUUGGAAGACCUUGCUCAGUCGGGGAAAGGGGUGGAGUACCUCUUCCAGGAGCCGGUCCGCUGGCAAGGUAAUCGCAACUGCUUUCGCCUCGCGCACGAGCUGGGUUGCAAGACCUUUGUGUCCAAGACGACCUACCGGCGUGCUGUCGACCAGUAUUGGAUGACGCCAGUUCCUUUCAACCUCCACUUCCAUCACGGCCAACUGGAUCAUUCCAAGCUCUUCAGCUGGCGGUCGUGGCUGAGCCUCCGUGCAGAGAAGGGGCAAGCCAAAGAGCUGAAGAUCUGCGACUUCGGUCCCUGGCAGUUCUUUUCAAUCCCGUAUGUCCAGGCGUGGACCAAUGGAAUCGCCCGCUGCCUUUUCGUCGCUCUCUAUUCUUAUGCGGUGUUCUACAGAUUGUUGGCGGUGGGCGGCAUUUGCUUCAUGGAGGUGCUGCUCUUCCUAUGGGGUCUGGGCCUUGCCCUGGUUGAGCUUCGGCAACUGGAGAACAACGGGUUUCCUUCCUACAUCCACGACUUUUGGAACAUCUUGGACGCCGUGCACAUCACGGUGCUCCUUUCAGCAUUGGUGCUUGGACUCCUUCUGGCCGACCAAAGCCGGGACAUGAACAAGCCGGAGCAAGUGCUGGAAGUGAUGCAUGCGAUGAAUCUGCUGCCCUGUUGGCUCCGGGUGUUGCAAGUGCUUCAGAACUCGGAGCACUUCGGAACUCUUCUCAUCACCAUCUUCGGGAUGGCCAAGGAUGCGCUGAAGUUCUUCAUCUUGGUGUUCAUUUUCUGCUGUGCGUUCAGUUGUGCCAUCACUCCAAUUCUCUUCUCGCAGAUCGAGGAGAGGGAUAACCAGGGCCUCACCUGGGCGUUCUGGACGAUUGUUGGGAGCAUGGACGAGGCGGCAUUGGCCCAGCUGAAGACUCUUCCUCCCAUCACGAGGAUGACGGCCACGGUCUUGGUCUACAUACUGGCGCUUGUUUGCAACGUGCUGCUGGUGAAUCUGCUCAUUGCUGUGAUGAACAGCACCUAUGAGAAGAACCAGUCCAUGUCUCAAACCUCAUGGGCGUUCUCGAGGAUUGAGGCCGUUCUCGAGUACGAUGAUGAGUCGACGCUGCCUCCGCCACUCAAUCUUUUGGGUCUGCUCUGGAAGCCGGAGCACGGACGACGAGGUUCCUUUGGUGCGAAGAGGUCCAAGACGCGUCUCCAACUGCCACUGCACGGUGAUGUCAUCGUGACACGACGGGACCUGAAAGAAGCACAGCAAAGGGCUCUCCGUGCCAUCAGCUGCUCGUAUGACGAGGACAUGGGAGAGAUUGUUUCCCUCCGGGCAGAAGUUGCGACACUUCGGAGCCGGAACGAG